UAAACAUCAUCACCAUUAAUAUCGGAAACAAGGAGUAGCUAGCAGAGCCUUGAGAGGAGGGCAUAGGUGUAUUGAAUUGGAAGAAGAUGAGCAUGAUGACUACUACAAACACAAACUCCUUAAGCAUAGCCAUGUUCCCUUGGUUUGCCUUUGGCCACCUACACCCCUACCUCCACCUUUCAAACAAGCUAGCCCAGAGAGGUCACAGUAUCUCCUUCUUGAUCCCAUCCAAAGUUCAACCCCAAUUAGAGAAAUUCAACCACUACCCUCACCUCAUCACCUUCAUACCUCUCGUCGUCCCUCAGGUCCCUGGCCUCCCACCUGGUGCAGCAACCAUGUCCGACGUCCCCCUUCCUAUGGCUCCGCUACUUGUCACUGCACUGUUUCUCAUGCAAGACCAAGUCGAAGCUGUUCUCAACUCAAUCCAACCCAACUUAAUCUUCUUCGACGUAGCUCACUGGAUCCCAGCCUUGGCUCGCCGCUUCGGCAUCGUCUCGAUCCACUACUCCAUUGUUGGGGUCUCGUCUAUAGCUCACCACUUAGUCCCUGCACGGAGUAUAAGCAAGGGUCAACACUACACCGAGCUGAUGCGUCUCUGGCCUGGCUUUCCUUCAUUUAUGCAACUACAUACAUACGAGGCUCGCCCAAUCAUGGAAUUCUUGACUCGGGACUACAUCGAUGGGAUGACAUUCGGUGAUAUCCUCAUGGCUUCCAUGAGAGAUUGUGAUGCUAUAGCCCUGAGGGCUUGGAGGGAUGUUGAGGGACCAUACUGUGACUACUUGGAGAGCCAGUAUGGGAAGCAGGUCUUUCUAACCGGACCGACGCUACCCGAUCUACCCACCACCAAGCUAGAGGACCGGUGGGUGAAGUGGCUGGGACGGUUCAAGAGGGGAACCGUGGUGUACUGCUCACUGGGGAGCGAGUGUGCUCUCAAGAAAGAGGAGUUACAAGAGCUGGUUCUGGGCCUGGAGUCUACUGGUUUUCCUUUCUUAGCUGUAUUGAAACCCCCGUUUGGGUGUGCAACGGUGGAAGAAGUAUUGCCAGAAGGGUUCCAAGAAAGGGUGGAAGGAAGAGGAGUGGUUCACGGGGGUUGGGUGCAACAGACGUUGAUACUAGGACACCCCUCAGUGGGGUGUUUUGUAACACACUGUGGGGGAUCUUCUACUUGGGAAUCAUUGAUGAAUGAUUGUCAAGUGGUGGUGUUACCUCAAAUAGGUGACCACUUUUUUAAAGCGAGGUUGUUGAUUAGAGACCUGAAGGUGGCUGUGGAGGUGGAGAGAAGGGAAGAGGAUGGGUGGUUCACUAAGGAGGAUGUGUGUAAGGCGGUGAAGUUGGUGAUGGACGAUGACAGCAAGGUUGGGAGGGAAGUGAGAGCCAACCACGCAAGGUGGAAGGACAUGUUGUUAAGGCCAGACCUCGAGUCUUCUUAUCUCGACAGUUUUAUGGAGAAGUUAUACGAUAUAACAAAAACGGCCGCUGCCUACAAAGCCGCAGACGCCGCGGCCGCCGCCCCCACUGCCGCCGCCCUUUCGUUACAUAAUAAGGCUUAACUGAUCAGGUCCUCAUACGAGAACUUGGUCUUGUACGUUCCUUUUGCUGUCAUAUGUAAUCCAUUGAAAAUUAUUACCUAGAGUACCAACCGUUCUACUCUC
Molecule: messenger RNA, 1652 nt
Organism: Macadamia integrifolia
Lineage: Eukaryota; Viridiplantae; Streptophyta; Magnoliopsida; Proteales; Proteaceae
Product: cyanidin 3-O-galactoside 2''-O-xylosyltransferase FGGT1-like
Exons: 2
Coding region: 87-1550 (487 amino acids)
Molecular function (GO): UDP-glycosyltransferase activity
Source: RefSeq, a predicted model, not a curated record